Solea senegalensis (Senegalese sole) is the source of this 1593-nucleotide messenger RNA. RefSeq names its product CD9 molecule a (gene cd9a). Lineage: Eukaryota; Metazoa; Chordata; Actinopteri; Pleuronectiformes; Soleidae. The transcript has 8 exons. The coding region runs from base 132 to 818 and encodes 228 amino acids. The record is from RefSeq and is a predicted model, not a curated record. Gene Ontology annotation, cellular component: membrane.
AACCAGCCGCCUGACUGUGCGUGAGUGUGCGUGUGCAGACUGUGGCGCGUGCUCUCUGCUUCUCUUCCGUCGCGUUAAAGAGCGUUUACAGCAAACAACAAGUUUGAUCCACGGCUGAAACAACAAGCGCCAUGGCUGCUCUGUCAGGAGGAGAGACGUGCAUCAAAUACCUGAUGUUCGCCUUCAACCUGGUCUUCUGGCUUGCAGGUACGGCUGUGUUUGCUGUCGGCCUUUGGCUGCGAUUAGACCCGAAGACCAAAGGCCUGUUUGAAGGAGAAGACUCUCCGUCCGUGUUUUACACAGGUGUGUAUAUCCUGAUAGCGGCUGGAGCACUGAUGAUGGCGGUGGGGUUUCUCGGAUGUUGUGGGGCGAUCCAAGAGUCCCCCUGUAUGCUGGGAACGUUCUUUGCUGUCCUGCUCGUCAUAUUCGCCGUCCUGGUUGCCGCUGGAAUCUGGGGAUUUUCCAAUCAGAGCAAAGUGGUGAAUGACAUCACAGCAUUUUACCGGCAGACCUACAACAACUACAGGACGACGGGAGACGAGCGGCUCAGAGAGACACUGCGGCUCAUUCAAAGUGGACUGAAGUGCUGCGGUCCAAACGGAGCCCUGCUGGAUGACGACAAAGACACCUGUCCCCGCGGAGAGCUGCUGGAGCAGCUCAUUACUAAGAGCUGUCCUGAUGCCAUCGACGAGGUCUUUGACUCCAAGCUACACAUCAUCGGAGGAGUGGGCAUUGCCAUUGGAGUUGUCAUGGUGUUCGGCAUGAUCUUUAGCAUGCUCCUGUGCUGCGCCAUCAGGAAAUCCCGGGAAGUGGUGUGAUGACCUCUGACCUGCACGUCACAGUUCAUGGUUUAUGUUGCAUGACAUCAUUCCUAGAGUCAGUGACUCUCCACUUCUAAUAGAAACACUGUUUUGUUCACGGGGGGGGACCUUCAUUAGACUGGGUGCAGGUAUUUCUGAUUCUUCUUCAGUAUUAUUACAGGAUCAGUUCUAACUGGACUGUUGUUGACACUUUUCUGGACUAGAUAUAGAUGUGACGUGGUUUUUUAAGCCCAACUAUAGAGCGGGUGUCACCUGUGCGGUAACAGCAGCAGCAGUGUAGUACAGUAAUUGUGGCCGUUUGUUUGUGAACUGCUGAUUAUCUAAAUGAAACUGUUGUGUCAUGUGUACUGCUCACAUUUCUACUGCUACCACUUGGGGUCACGCACUGGCAAUAAGAGUCCAGGGAUUAAAAGAGCAGUUAAUAAUCUAACUCACAACUGAACACUGAGUCAUGAACUGAUGUGCUUGUGUUUUUUAGAGUGAGGACAAAUUCCUUCCUUUUUUAUUGUCUUCCCCCUCCUUCUCUUCCCUUUUAUGCUCUGUUUAAUUUAUUUUCUUGGUCACUUUCUGUAAAUGUGUAUUUUUUUUUUUAUAUUUUUUGCAAAACAUUUCUAAUGCUUGAGUGGUGUGCAUGGUCUGAUUGUACAUUUUGUAACGUCUAUGUCAUUUUACAGAAACGGGCUUGAUUUAUACCAUAUUGUAUGCACUAUGUUUCACAGAGACUAAAAAAUAUAAUGAUGAAAGCCAAAUAAACUAAAAUGUAUUAAAUGAA